GGCCACCUCAGCGGGAAUCGGAGACGCAAGCGGUUGUGUCUUAGGGAACUGAGGUAGAGGUGUGACUGCAGCCGCCGCGGAGGAAGUGAGGACUACGCCUCAGGCUGCCCGGGCCAGUGUGGGGUCCCUGUAGCUAGUGAAGAUGGUGUUACUUACGAUGAUUGCCCGAGUGGCAGACGGGCUCCCGCUGGCCGCCUCGAUGCAGGAGGACGAACAGUCUGGCCGGGACCUUCAACAGUAUCAGAGCCAGGCUAAGCAACUCUUUCGAAAGUUGAAUGAACAGUCCCCUACCAGGUGUACCUUGGAAGCAGGAGCCAUGACUUUUCACUACAUUAUUGAGCAGGGAGUGUGUUAUCUGGUUUUGUGUGAAGCUGCCUUUCCUAAGAAGUUGGCUUUUGCCUACCUAGAAGAUUUGCACUCAGAAUUUGAUGAACAGCAUGGGAAAAAGGUGCCCACUGUGUCUAGACCUUAUUCCUUUAUUGAGUUUGAUACCUUCAUUCAGAAAACCAAGAAGCUCUACAUUGACAGUCGUGCUCGGAGAAACCUAGGCUCCAUCAACACUGAAUUGCAAGAUGUACAGAGAAUCAUGGUGGCCAAUAUUGAAGAAGUGUUACAACGAGGUGAAGCACUCUCAGCAUUGGAUUCAAAGGCCAACAAUUUGUCCAGUCUGUCCAAGAAAUACCGCCAGGAUGCGAAGUACUUGAACAUGCGUUCCACUUAUGCCAAACUUGCAGCCGUAGCUGUAUUUUUCAUCAUGUUAAUAGUGUAUGUGCGAUUCUGGUGGCUGUGAAGUAGUGAAUCCAGUCAUUGGUAAGGGAGAACCUAGAACCUGGCAGGUGUAUGUUUUCAGGAAGCUGAGCUCACAGGAAUGUGUAUUAGAAUCCAAGUGGAACUUCUGCCUCUAAAGACCUUGCAAGAAAAGACAUCCUGAAAAUGAAAGAGUACGCCUCAUUUAUUGAAGCUUAACCCUUUGUGGAAAGUCUCUUGGGGGCAGAGGCUUUCUCUGGGUGCUAAGCCAUAUACAUUAGGGAACAGUAGAUUGUUUUGUUUUUCCCCUCCCAGUACAUUUUUAAAACAGCACUGUCUGGGCAUUCUCAUUCUCUAAUGGAGCCAUCAGUGAGAUUUAAGUAGCCAACCUGUGCUAGCAACAUUCUGAAAUUCCUUCAAAGAAGGCAACCCUUUGGGAAGUUCUUUUGACUUUAAUCAACAUUCCUUUUGUUGGUGACAUUUGUGAUUUUUCAGUAAUCUGAGUUUUUGAUGCCUUUCAAACAAGACUCCAAGUAUGUGAAGGUUAAUUACUGUGCUGCAUCAAUCCUGUCUGUUGGCCCCUAUAGGAGUUAACCUUUGUUGUUUUCCUUUUAUUAUAUUUUGCUUGUUGCACAAUUGCUGUAGGGUUAAAUGAAUUAUAUUAAGAUGCCGUGAAAUUAUAAAGCACUCCUUGAUUAAGAAGCUACAAUUUUUCUCUCAUUUACUCUUUAAACAAAAGACUUAAAUUAGUUUAGGUUAUUAUUAAUUUUAUUUCACUGCUUUUGGUUUAUAUUACUAUGACAGCAAGGGUAUAGCAUAGGAUGGCUAGAGGCCCCUGGCUUAAAGAGAAGAAAGGCCCAGCCUAGUACUACAGCUUUAUCUUGCCCUUUACUUAUAUUAUAGUUUUCCCUACUCUGUUUUUCUCCUGCUAACAUUUUUUAAAAUUCCCCUUUAUCCAUUAGUUUUAUGUACCAUAAACAUCCUCUCAGGAUAUUCUCACAUUUCAAAGUGGAAACUAUUCAGCUAUAUAGUUAAUUAAAUUUGAAAUCUCUGCAGAUGAACUAGUUAUACUGCUACUUUUAUCUAAGAAACUCUGAGAGCCCCUCAUUCCUGUUUCAGUUUAUGCAAAUUCUUUAAGAAUGUUCUAAAAAUAAAUAACUCAUUUACAAUGGCUUCUAUUAACCAAUAAAAGCACCUAUAUAUAUAUAUAUAUAUAUU
This is a messenger RNA of Sciurus carolinensis (gray squirrel), 1965 nucleotides long. It is a transcript of the gene Sec22b, whose product is annotated as SEC22 homolog B, vesicle trafficking protein. Lineage: Eukaryota; Metazoa; Chordata; Mammalia; Rodentia; Sciuridae. Gene Ontology annotation, biological process: retrograde vesicle-mediated transport, Golgi to endoplasmic reticulum; vesicle fusion with Golgi apparatus; endoplasmic reticulum to Golgi vesicle-mediated transport. Gene Ontology annotation, cellular component: Golgi membrane; endoplasmic reticulum-Golgi intermediate compartment; SNARE complex. The transcript is spliced from 5 exons. The record is from RefSeq and is a predicted model, not a curated record. Bases 143 to 790 code for a protein of 215 amino acids. Gene Ontology annotation, molecular function: SNAP receptor activity.